This is a messenger RNA of Photinus pyralis (common eastern firefly), 1429 nucleotides long. Its product is annotated as polyprenol reductase. The record is from RefSeq and is a predicted model, not a curated record. The transcript is spliced from 4 exons. Gene Ontology annotation, molecular function: 3-oxo-5-alpha-steroid 4-dehydrogenase activity. Gene Ontology annotation, cellular component: endoplasmic reticulum. The coding region runs from base 216 to 1133 and encodes 305 amino acids. Lineage: Eukaryota; Metazoa; Arthropoda; Insecta; Coleoptera; Lampyridae. Gene Ontology annotation, biological process: polyprenol catabolic process; dolichol-linked oligosaccharide biosynthetic process.
UAAAUGGUUUAUUCAUUGUGUGUUUAUUUAGGUAAUACUACAUGAUAAUACGAAGGACACGACCUUUGAAAUACCAAGUUCAAUAGGAAAGUAUAUCAAAUAAUAAAAAAAUGAGAUAGAUGGGAGAAAGUGAUUGUAGGUCAUCAGCACAGAAUAUUCAUAUUUUUACCUACUUUCACAUCAGAAAACUUCUCAUUGCUCAGUCUAAGUGAAAGAUGUUGGACCUAAACUAUGUUAGAAUUGUGUUCUCGUUGUUGACGACAUGUAUGAUACUAUUGGGAAGUUUGGUAAAUACAUUUGAAAAGUAUAUACCGGUGAUAUUUAGUCAAGCCUUACGGUAUGGCAAAUUCUCUCACAAAGGUCGACCUCUCUUUAUAGUUAUUGAGGUACCCAAAGCUUGGUUUAGGCAUUUCUAUGUGUAUUCCUUCGUGUUAACAACUGCGACUUUAGUGUUUUUAUCUGCCGUUUUUGUAUUCAAAGUGGAAGUUCCUGUUUUCGUUUACGAUGUAUUGGAUCUUGUUGGGGGCUCUUUUCGACUGGCAAGCAUAAGCAAUACUUCUGCCUUCGUGGGAAUGAGCUUGCUGACAUUGCAGUGUUGCCGAAGGUUUUAUGAUACACUGUUUGUAUCUGUGUUUUCAAAAAGUGGACGGAUGAACAUUGCGCAGUACUUGGCCGGUUAUUUUCAUUAUUCAGGAUGCAUCCUUGCAAUUUUGUUGGAGACAUCGAAAUUUGUACGCAACACUUCUUUAGGUGCUGAUUUGCACUGGGAAGAUUUAGGUUUAAAAGAUGCUUUCGCCGUGGUACUGUUCUUAUGGGCAUGGAAGCAUCAGUACAAUGUGACUGUGAUAUUAGCGAAUUUAAGGAAAAAUAAGAAAGGGAACGUAGUCACCGAAGCACAUGGGCUUCCACAUGGUGACUGGUUUGACUAUGUCUCCUCGCCACAUAUACUAGCUGAAUUAUUAAUGUAUAUUGCUUUAACGGUUAUUUUAUGGGGGAAUGUCACCUGGCUUUAUAUUUUUUCGUGGGUUUUAACCAAUCAGGUGGAGACUGCAUUAUUAACACAUUGGUGGUACAAAGACAAUUUCUCGAACAUUCCAAAAAAUCGAAAAGCAAUUAUUCCGUACAUUUACUAAUUAAAUUACAACUAAAUCAGUUUAAAUAUUGUAGUAGAUCGCCUAGUUUGUCCAGAUAAACAUCGGGAACCAAUUCAUUUUCCUCCACAUUUUCUGAUUCCUUCCACUGGAGUACCUCAUUCAAUGUCGUUACACCAGUAAGCACCAGCAUCGUUUGGAAACCGCACCGUGUUCCCAAUAAUAUGUCUGUAUUACACCUAUCACCGAUCAUGAGUGUACGUUUGGGAUUAAUGCCGUAUUCCUUAAUCAAGGCAUUGCAGAUGUAUGUAUACGGUUUACCAAGGACAAAUGGUUCA